Molecule: messenger RNA, 2079 nt
Organism: Penicillium brasilianum
Lineage: Eukaryota; Fungi; Ascomycota; Eurotiomycetes; Eurotiales; Aspergillaceae
Source: the annotation of a GenBank genome assembly
AUGUCACGGCGGGUGCUGGUUCUUGAUGGACUAUGGUAUUCGCUAUGUCCGUCAUUCAGCCCAUCGGUGCUGAAUCGUCCCUAUCCUCUAUUGAAGCAGGGCAAACCAAGCUCCAGAUCAGGCUUGACACCAGCUCUUCGCAUUGCGGCGUCGCCGCGGCAUCGCUGUUAUAGCAGCAAUGCCAGGAAGACCGAUACCCGGUCACAAUUCGAGGCUAACUCCGUACACGAAGCCACCAGUGACACAUUCCCGCCUUUUUCCCGUUCCAUUUCAUUAUCCAACAAGCUCUGGGAGGACCAAUACGAUAGUUUCGAUCUCGAGUCCCAUCAUGACGAGGCAUCGUCGCCGAAGCGCAGAAAUAAAAUCAACCAAUUACCGAAUGUCCCCAAACACGCCGCCGAGAAGAGCAAUGACAGUCUCGAGACAUUGUUACAAACUGAAAUGGCCAGAAAACCGAACAUCACAUCUGCCACAAAUAUAUUGCGGCUAUUGAUACAGGAUCGAGGGGUCAAGCCGUCGGCGCGGCAUUACAAAGCCCUCAUACUCGCCAACUCGGAUGCUUUGCAUGGAUCGCCGGAGUUCGUAAGGAGUCUUCUGGAGGAGAUGGAGAAACAAGGGAUUGCAGCGGACUCGGGGACGCUGCAUGCCGCGCUGCAGGCACUCGCUGUUCAUCCAGACUUCUGCCUUCGUCAGGAAGUCCUCCAAAAAUUACGAGAUCGGUGGCUUACCCUCAGCCCGGCGGGAUGGCAUUUCCUGGUUGCAGGGCUCCUCCGCGAGCAUAAAUUCGAGAUGGCCCUGGAACAAUUAUCCCUGAUGCAGCGGAAAGACAUUACCGUUGAUGACUGGCUGCAUAGCUCAAUAAUCUAUCAUCUGUGUGACAUGGGCGAAUUGGACGAGGUGCUCCGCUUGAUGCAGGUCCGAGUUAACCAGGGUCACGACAUGACGUCUGAACUAUGGAUGCAUGUGCUACGGACGGCAAUCGAAGCGCAGCACUUCAUGACGUCUCGUUAUGUGUGGCGACGUAUGGUUGAACUCGGCUACCUUCAUCCACCGACGACUGUGUGCAGCGAUGUUCUCAAACUCGCUGCUAGCGUCAGUGAUAUUGAAAUCGCAAAGGCCGUGUUCCGUCAUCUCGCCAGACGCGCUCUCUCUCCCACUUUGCAAGAUUAUCAACAGCUUAUUGUGGCUAAUGUCGGUGUGGGCGAUCUCCCCGCUGCGUUGGGAGUGCUUUGUACGAUGCACGACGCCGGUUUGUCACUCGAUCAGACGACCACCCAACCUAUCCUUGCGUAUAUGAUCCAAAGCCAGACCGACCGUCGGGAGGCUUGGCAAGUUCUCAAGCGACUGCACAAUGAGAAGCACAACAUCCCUCUUGCCAGUGUUCGAGUCAUUGCCGAAUUAUGCGAACAUGAUGCUCAGAAUGACCCAACGGUGGUAGAGGAUGCAGUAGGGUUUUACAAUGAAAUCCACACGCUGUGUCCGCAAGGCGCCGAUCUCCAGGUCUACAAUACACUGAUCCGCAUGUGUCGCACGGCGGGCAAACGGGAAGCCGGCAUCUUCCUAGUCAAAGAAAUGGCUACCCUUAACGUCAUCCCCGAUGCCACCACCUUCGAAACCCUUAUCUUGAUGUGCCUUGAUGCGGGUAACUACAAGUCCGCCCUCAUGUACUUGUUAGAUCUAGCUCAGCGGGAAGCGACAGUCAGCCCCAAGGCCAAGGAGGAAAUCCGGAGCCUCUGUGAGCCGUCGGUCAACGAGUAUGCGCUACGGCUCCAGUAUCACCCCCUCAUCCAGGAUGAGGAUGUGCCAGCCUUGGACGAUGCCACCAAGACGGCUGAGGUACCCAAAGGGCCUCGCCGCGGUCAACUUGGUCGUCAGGAGAGAAUUGCAUAUAAUAAAGAACGACGACAAAGAAAACGUCGCCGUUUGGCAAUGGAGCGCCUAGCCGCAGAAGGCAAGGUCGGCUUCGAGGCUGUAAACAGCCCGGACUUGGUGGAUUCCGACGUCGAUGUGGAUGAAAUGGACGAGUAUAUCGAGGGGGGAAACGACCGGAGCUCUCCAUCGUCCAAGGCAGGCGAAUAG